AUGAAGGAAUCAAACCAGGAAGUGAUCGAGCUCAAACAUGAAAACAUUUCAGCACAGGGGUUUAAGGUCGUAAUAGAUUCUAUCUACAGUGGAGAGCUCCUCGUUAACAAGAAAAACGUGUUUGAACUUCUCACAACUGCCAACCAUCUGCAGAUGCCAAUUAUUGUUCGACAGUGUCUUGAUUUCUUGGACAAGGAGUACAUUCAAGGUUGCAUUGACAUCCAGACGUAUCUUCAUCUUCUUGCAUUUGCUGAUUUGCACGGACUUAAAUCCCUAAAGGAAGCUGCGCAACGUAAGAUGGCAUCGUUGUACAAGGAGGUCUGUGAAAGUGAAGAAUUCUUGUCCCAUAUUGACGCUGGUCGGUUCUUAAACCUUUUCAGCCGAGAUGACCUUAAUGCUCCAUCCGAGACAUUCGUCUUCAAAUCUGUGAUGCAGUGGAUUAAGUACAAGAAGAAAGAAAGGAUGCCAGUCGCAACUAAAGUUAUCGGAGCGGUUCGUCUGGGGCUAGUCGACACCAAGGAUGUGGUUGAACAACUGAACACAGAGGAAAUGCGACGAGUGCCAGAGAUUCAAAUACUUAUGUGUGAAAAACUGCUGCAUAGCAACAUGCCUUCGCCCAACUCGAAUUUUGCUGUCGAGAAAACAAGGCCGCGUUCAAUGAUCCCGGUAAGUACAUAAGAACUUCAGUGAUUUAUAACAAAAAGCUGUUGAUCGUGACUCAGUAUUUCUGAUAAGUAAUGAAUAUUUUGUGUAAGCCGCCUGGUUGAAACAAAUGACGUUAUCUAGGUGUCUCUGUGCAAGCACCGACAUGGUUCAUUUAUCCUCUACAUCUUUCUACUGCGCUUCACAUAACUUAAUUAUCACACUGCCACGCAGAGUCUCGGUUUACUUCACAGCCGGCAUCUCACUUCACCUAUCCCCGCGGUCAAUUUAAUUGGUAUCCUGUGCAAUUAAUAAGGGAAGGUGUUUUUGAGAUUGCAUUUGUGUCGACACACAUUUGCCUCGCUUUGAGGCGCUUGCUUACGUUUUACCUCACUUUGACGCGCUAACUCAUGCGGUGAUUCGAGUCCUAGGCGUUCAUCUUUCAAACGUUUGCUAGCUAUGUUUGCUGAGGUCUGCUAUUCUGUCUUCGUAAAGCUUUCAUCUUUUAAAAGUGUGUUGAAUCUUCGUAAAGCGUACAUAUUUUAAAAGUUUGCUGAAGGUCUACUAUCUAUCUGUGUUUGCUGAAUCAAAGCGUUCAUCUUUUAAAAGUGUGCUGAAUCUUCGUAAAGCGAUCUGCGUUUGGUGAAUCUCCCAAAGCGUUCAUCUUUCAAACGUUUGCUGAAAUAAAACAUUUUUCUUUUGAAAAUGCGUUCGACUCCUGGUGCAUGUUUUAGAUCGGCGGCCGUUGUGCCACAAAGAGGAAGCUAAUGGGGAUACCCAAUUCUCAGUUAACUACUAUUUUUUCGGCCAAAUAUCAGUUAACUACUACUUUUGGGCCAAUUCUCAGUUAACUACUAAUUUUGGUUAGCUAUUAACUUUCACUUUCCUACAGCGAAUAUUAUUCCGUCAUAACCCGACUUUUCCUUCUUUCAGCAAGUCAAUCGCUUUUGGGGCAGGCCCUACUAAAAUCAAGGUAUAAAUACAUGAACUCUGCCUCUAGUACAAUUUAUCACCAGUCAUGAUCUCGUACGGAUCUUCCAGACAUGGUCAUGCAUGUCCCGCAAUAACCUACUUCAAAAGUCACCUUCUUCGGCACUUUUAUUAUCUGAUCGGAAUCAGUCUUGUGCUUAUCUGGUUGCUGUAUGUCCUGUAUCUUGUUGUUGGCCUACGUCUCAAUCCAUUUUUAAUCCUUGCAAUCCAUUGCAACAGCCGACGAGAAACAUUAUCAAUGCUAAAAUAUAGUCUUAAAUAACAAAACUGGACCAUUAUUUUUGGAAUUGAAUUGGUGAAUUUAAUCACUAUUUGCACCGAUGGAAGAGACAUAGUUGAGAGUGCUGACAAAGGCAUGACAUGACACCGGGACAAUUCGACUUUUCGUGAGUGCAACCCACUUCGAACUCGUAGUUCUUUUAAGCGAUUGCUUUUCUGUGGUUCCAAAGUCUUCGGCGCAGUUCAAAGCACUAAAGGCCAAAUACUUAAACGUAGUCUAAGAGGGUGCGAAUGGGGUUAACAGUUAACUGAUAUUUGGCCAAAAAAACAGUAGUUAACUGAUAAUUCGCCAAAAAAUUAGUAGUUAACUGAUAAAUGAAAAGUUAACAGUUAAGUGAUAUUAUAUUAAGGUUAAUGAAAGCAACAAAGUUUUGCAAACAGAAAUGCUAUUUUCUGACAUAGUUUUUGUCCUACUGAUGACCCUGUGGCACAUUAACUGAUAUAAUUAUUACUAUCUGCAAAGGACACCAGGGCAGUACCUGACAAACAGAAAGCGUCAGUCAAAGAGCUGGUUGUAGACAACUCAACGAAUAAUUCGUCUUCUAAUAUUAACAAGAUUUCUGUGUUCGGAAAAGGAAAAUACUGUUUUCACGGACACAAAAGAUCGUCAAGUUAAACAUUUACUACCCUAUUAAAAAAACUGUGACUCUUAGCAUUGGAUCUGGCCAAAAAGAAUUUCCGAGGGUUCAAAGAAAUCAGCAAUGAUCUUUCUUUUAAGUACAUGGAAUUUGUACUUACGAGAAAUCAUUUUUGUAACUGGUGUUGGAGUUCUAACUAUUGAGACUUUUUUAAUAAGAAGAAAAGCUCGCGUUUAAAAAAGGUUUCGGCAGUUUCAUUUCUUAGAACCCUUGGAUAUCUUUAUGAGGUUUUUGAAAUACCCGAAAAAAGCACGUCUGCGAAAAAGGUAGCAUUGAGGGACGCGAAAGAGGAUGUCGACAAAAUCUGUAUCGAGGUACAAAAAAACGAAUAUUUGAACCUCCAGAUCUCUUCUUUGGUGGGUUCUUUUAAGAAGAUAAAUGCUUUUCUAGUCAUCUCUAUAUGCUUUCAUAAAACUAUUCACAAUAAAUGAUGUUUAGAUAAAAUUGUUGGACAAAUUGAAAAUCACUUAGAACGCGGUUUUGUUAAGCACUGGCUAGACACAAAAUGUCGAAGUGAGAAACCAGUGUGGGCUUUCCACUUGCAUUGUCAGAAGUUAAACCGGGGCUUAAGUUAGACGUCCACAAAGUACAUUUACCUAGUUGUGGAGCUCGGCGGCCGUAGUGCCACAAAGUAAAUCUACCGAGUUGUGAAGUUCGGCGGUGCCAUUUCAUCAUGACUUGUGAUAUUUUCGGCACCGGACAAACCAACAUUUUAGCUAUGUUAUUCUUUCGGAAAAACGUGACCAGCCCACGGUAGCGCCACUCAAGUCACUGAAAUCAAGACAGUACACUCGACCAAAUUACUGGAAAAGUUAUUGACGAGAGCCGUACACACAUUCCACUGAAAUUCCACUGAAAACUUUGAUGAUUCCCUUGAAACGUGUGAAAUGGAGAGGUGUAGUGUAAGUGAACCAGUGUUCAAACGCAAUUCAUUUUGCCCCGGCGUUCACCACAAAAAAUGUGGUCUUCUUUAAUAUCAAGACUUGCCAGUAACGGUUUCAUUUUAUAGUAAAUUUCAGUAAUUGUCUACAUGUGGAAUUCCCAACAAUUAAAAUUAAUGAUUGCAUCUAAAACUUUGUCAACUGUUUGCAUUUUAACAAUAAGUUGAUGAUCGUUGUGGUGUUGGAUGCUCUUAAAAAUAAGAGAAGAAGUUAUCCGAAGAAAUGUUUUUUAACAAAAGAAAAAGAAACCCGGGUUAAGGGCUAACCGGCCUUCGAAGAACUGCGCCCUGUAGAACAUCUAUUGCACUAGUAAAACAAAAAGUUCUAUUGAAACGCCCGACGCACUCUGGCCAGUGUCUCCUCAACUAGAUGCACUUUAGACGAACCACGUCCAACCAUACGGUAUCACUCUGAUCACUAGCCUUAAAAACCUUUUCAUGAUGAUACACAGUUUAAAUAGAGGUUUUUCUGUACGCAACCCUUACGUUCAAAAUAUGCUAUAAUCAUAUUUAUCUAUCGCAAGAACCAUCCACUCCUGCAUCCACCCUUCCCCCUCAACUGCUACCUGUACGCCUGCUAAACAUAUCGAACGCACUCUAAUAAACUCCGAUUACUCCUAUUUUAUACAAGUGCGCACCAAUCAAUUUAGCCGAUUAUGUUGGCAGCGGAUCAGCGUUCCAAAUCUAAUUGGACCCACCACAUCAUUGACAAAUGUCUCUCAAGGAGGUGCAAAUUUCGCUUAGAAUGAUGGCAUAACGGGUCUGCGUCCACAUUAGAAAGGAAUUAAUUCUUUUCUUUCAACCUUAUUCAUGGAGGAUCAUAGAGGCCGUGUCUUGCAUUUUACAUCUUGCAAUGUAUACUGAGCUUCUUGUACAGGUCUUUCAGACCGUGACGGACAGUAGUCUAUGUUUGUAUGUAAAAUGAAGCCUAACAAUUAACUCGGCCCACUAACUAGACGCACAACUGCGACAUACCGGGCUUUCCCUGUGCAAAUUUUCUUGGUUAUAAAAAUAGAAAAUACGCUUUGUCGUUUGAAAAGACCAUUCAAUUUUGUAUUCUCCCUAUGGAUCAAGAUCCAAAUCAAGAAUAGUUACCAGAAACACUCUUGUACUACCCUGCGUAGCCUACUUAGGCAACUUUAACUUUUCAUUGGGCAUGAAAUUCAGGGACUAUAUCGAGUACACUGAUCAAUUGCAGCUCUGAAAAAAUUUUCCUACAGCUUUUUUUACAAAUUACUUAGAAGAGAGCGUGUCACUCUGGUACAUAUAUCUCCGCUUUUUUUUUCAAAUUCGCGCGAUUCUACUUUCCUCACAGGAUCCACAGGAGAUGUGUUUGUCGUUAGAACAUCAAAACCCGUCGAAAACCUCUGAAAAAAUGGGUUAUUUUGAUCGCGUUACAGUUUCGUUACACAUUCUAUAGACCGCAAAACCCUUCGGGCGACGUGUCGUGUGCCAGCGAGGAUAUGGCUUGCGGUUGUUGAUUUUCAAAAGUCGAUCUGGGUCAGAUAAGCGAAGAAAUCGUUUACAGUAGAUUUAUAAAAAUCCCAUUAGGUAAUUAAUCGUGCUAAGCGACAGGUAUAGACAUUUUUCAAGGUGAAACUUUAAAUAAGUAAUCAUUCAUUUAUUCACACGAAACUCCUCUGGACCCUGUGCUUUCCUCCAGCGGUUUGGAAAAUGUACAGUACGUAACAUAAAAACUUUCCGGAAACAUCCGAGAAUUAAGAAGAAAAUUAUGGGUAGACUUCAGUUUACGCGUAAAAUCAUCUGAUUCUUCCUCUUACGGAUUUUUGUGCCGGAAACUCCGCACAAUAGAAGGCAAGCAUGCAAAGCGAAGAGAUUUCCAUAGAAAACACGAAUAAGGGUUGAAAUUCAUUGUCUCGUGAUAAUCAUUCCGAUCGCAAAAUAAUAAUAUUAUGGAAUAAAGUAUACGUGUAAUUCGUGUCGUUUAGAUAUAAGAGUUCGAAAGAUAGAAGGUAUGCCUACAUGAAUACUCGAUUGAUACUAGAUACAGGUCGUAUUGCAUGGUAAGAUUUUGCUUCUUACACUAUAAUAUAAUUCUUGGCUGGGAACCUUAUUUCUGUGGCUUCAUGGGGACGCGUGACUGACCCGAAACAGUCAUUCCUACACCUAACCAUACCUACCCUGAAAACAGACGGUGACUGUGCAUUCAUGAUCGCCGCACUUCAGCUGCACUUAGGCUUUGGAGAAAAUUACCAGCAAUCCAUCUACCUAGCCUGUGAGCAGCCUCUUCGGGGUGCUAUAGCGGCGGGGUGGGAAAAGGAUGGAGACCUUGGGACUACUUCUCUGGAAUUUGAAUAUCUGCAUCGAAAAAGUCGAUGCGAAAUGCUGAUUGGCGAAGAUGACAUUAGUAAUGACGUCAUUACCCUUGGCGCGUGUUUUUCAGUGUUUGUUUACAUUAGGGCCCGUUUCCGCAGGCUAGCUGAUUAGCGAAAAUCUGACAGCUCAGUCCACUGGGCGCCACAAGGGAAUUGGAGGUGGAAUUCAAAUUCCAGAGACGUACUUACAACCUCUCCUUCCUUUUCCCGCCCCGCCGCCAGAGCGCCCCGGCAGGCUACUCUAGAUCUCUUCCCAGGGCAAGUCUUCUCAUUUCACUUUUUAUCUUUUUACUGCACACAAAAUAUUGUCUGUGAGACCAUUGAUUUAACUACAUCUUUCUAAUAUGACCUUAUAUGAUGGACUGAAAAAUGUAGGGGGCAGUGUUGCGUGCUCAAUUACAAACUACCUCUUCAUUGGUCAUUCUUCAUAUCUUGGUCAGUGUUGCAUAACACCUCAAUGACCCACACAACGGACUGUUUAAAACGAUCGAGUGGGCGCUGCCUUGACACAUAUCGCAUCACCACAAUGGCGGCGCAUCUUUUGUUCAAGUUAGGCCAGUUCAGAGAAAACGGAGAAUUCAUUGACGUUCGUCUGAAGGUAGAUAAGUCCAUCUUUCCUGCUCACCGUAAUGUUCUCGCUGCUAAUAGCGACUAUUUCCACGCAAUGUUCACCAACGGAAUGAAGGAAUCAAACCAGGAAGUGAUUGAGCUCAAAGAUGAAAACAUUUCAGCAAUGGGCCUUAAGAUCGUAAUAGAUUCCAUCUACAGUGGAGAGCUCCUCGUUAACAAGAAAAAAGUGUUUGAAGUUCUCACAACUGCCAACCAUCUGCAGAUGCCAAUUAUUGUUCGACAGUGUCUUGAUUUCUUGGACAAGGAGUACAUUCAAGGUUGCAUUGACAUCCAGACGUAUCUUCAUCUUCUUGCAUUUGCUGAUUUGCACGGACUUAAAACCCUAAAGGAAGCUGCGCAACGUAAGAUGGCAUCGUUGUACAAGGAGGUCUGUGAAAGUGAAGAAUUCUUGUCCCAUAUUGACGCUGAUCAGUUCUUAAAUCUUCUCAGCCGAGAUGACCUUAAAGCUCCAUCAGAGACAUUCGUCUUCAAAUCCGUGAUGCAGUGGAUCAAACACAAGAAGGAAGAGAGGAUGACAGUCGCAACUAAAGUUAUCGGAGCGGUUCGUCUGGGGCUGGUCGACACCAAGGAUGUGGUUGAACAACUGAACACAGAGGAAAUGCAGCGAGUGCCAGAAAUUCAAAUGCUUAUGUGUGAAAAACUGCUGCAUAGCAACAUGCCUUCGCCCAACUCGAAGUUUGCUGUCGAGAAAACAAGGCCACGUUCAAUGAUCCCGGUAAGUACAUAAGAACUUCAGUGAUUUAUAACAAAAAGCUAUUGAUCGUGACUCAGUGUUUCUGAUAAGUAAUGAAUAUUUUGUGUAAGCCGCCUGGUUGAAACAAAUGACGUUAUCUAUCGUGCCUCUGUGCAAGCACCGACACGGUUCAUUUAUCCUCUACAUCUUUCUGCUGCGCUUCACAUAAUUUAAUUAUCACACUGCCACGCCGAUUCGGUUCCCUCAUAAAAAAUUGGAUCAUUUUGCAACAUCAAAAGGCAGUCAAAGUACUGUUAAAGAAAGCUGUCACAUGACUUGUAUUUGUACAGGUAGCCUAACCUCACCAGUGAGAAUUUGAAGUUAUGACCUGUAAUGCUUCUAUCAAUUGAUUCCUCACUCUAAAGCAAAUUCUUUGUUCUGUCAUUUGUGUCCAGUGAUACUUAGUACUGAGAGCUUUAUUUUUACGUCUAUCGUAAACGGCAAUUCAAGUUUACAGUUCCACAUAUUUGGCAAUGAAGUAACUCUUACGGAUUAAUCUGGCAUGAGGCUACUAAUUUUUGCAUGGAUAUGAUAAACAGUAAACUGACAAAUAGAGGGCGGAAAAGUUCGCCCCUUGUUAGAAAUUGCCGUUUGCCGUUUCUAGUAAACGUGAAUUUAAGCCGACUCGCUAAUAUAUCUAGUGUAAGAAUUAGGCUAUAAACUGGGCUCGGAGUUUCAUGUUGAAAUCAGCCGUUCUCUUCAGAUUUCGCAAUGAAUCUUCAGCAUUCAUGAAAUCCGCGAAGCAUGACUGAAAAGAAAAGAAUUUUGAGCGUCCAUCAUGAAUGUCAGACUGAAUAAGCUUAUGCAAAAUUACAUUUUUGAUAACAUGUACUCUUUGACUAUCUAUAUGGCAUAAAAAGCGAAGGUAGUUUUUAAACUCCUCAGUGCAAUUUCCUCCAUGUCAGACCAGGAGCGUCAGACACUCAUUAUUAAUGUCCAUUAUGCCGACAUUGUCAGGUAAACAAUAUGAGAUCUAGUAUGUUGUUACCGCGUGUAGUCGAGACAAGGGAUGAAAAUAAAUUUGUCCACGUGCGGAGCCCAGAAGGCAGAUCAGUGAACAGGCUCGGUUUACCUCACAGCCGGCAUCUCACUUCACCCAUCCCCGCGGUCAAUUUGCACUUUCUAGCUCCUUCUCACCCUAUAUGGACCUCGAUGAAUCUCACAUUUGAGAUCCUGUUCGCGGGCUGCGGAUUGAAGUCGGCCGAAAUCCACAGUACUUUACCAACAAAUUGAUCGCAUGUUUGGCUUAAUUAAAGCUGUCCAACUUUGAUCAGAGUUCGUGGGAUCUGUAUCAGGAACAGAAGAAAAUGCAUUGAUUACACUGGCUGUGAUCAAUAAAUUAUAUUAGCUCGAGGGAAAAAUAAAUCUUUUCAAUUUAUAACAACAAUUUUUUGUAAGAGGAAUGAGGCCCACAAAUUAAGAACAACGUAAGAGGGGUGCAAACGUGGCUAGAAGCUCAUAAUCAUCCGUCUGGACAAAUAAUUCAUCCUCCAGUAUAAAAACGGCCAAUAUGCAGCCUGCUGGAGCUGCGUUGCUAGAUCUUACUAUAUUCAUGAUCAUGCACUGUACACCGCAUGUAUCAGUAAAAUGUUGCAAAUUUAAGUUUUUGGAAUUUUUAAAGCAAAGUCGAAACACCUCCGCCUCCCAGAUUAAGAUCUAGUAAUUGAGGCUCGUGCCAAAUAGGAGAGUGUAAUUUCAGUAAGGUUUUUGAUUUAUACUACUACACGAGAAUUUUCUGCAAUUUGAUUGGCUUAGAGCAGUGGUAUUUCAGCUUAAUUUGAAAUACCUACAUGUGAAAAUUACAAACCUUUUGUGGGUAGUAGUAUAAACAGAUAAUAGCAUGAUUUGUACGUGAUAUUUGGCAUAAAUACUACUUUUGAUAUUUCAAAAUUGUCUCAAAUUUCACCAGCCGUUAGGUGAGUGAAAUUUCGUAUAACAAUUUUGAAAUAUCACUCGUGGUAUUUAUGCCAAAUAUCACUACAAAUCAUGCUAUUACCUAUACAAACAGAUUAUUAAAAAAAAAACCGAGCCUGCAUCUAUUGGACCCCUAUAGGCCACUUGCACUAAGAGGUCACGUGACCAAUGCUUCCUUUAAACUAUGAGUUGAAAUCCUGUUGAUGACAAACAUUGACAGAGCACAUAAGCGGAAACGCAUUUAACGGGGAUUUUUUAUGGCACUUUGUUUUUUCAACAAAGUAGUAUGAUUUGUAUUGACCGCCAUGUCGGCAUACUCUUGCCCUCCAACAUGGCGGCCAAAACUACUUUUUGCUUAUAUCUUGUUAAACGUUUGAUAGUAACGCUCAGGUGUGCUGUAAACGUUACCAACGUUUUCUUUGAAGUUUAAGAGCAAAAUUUGUGUUCAGAAAGAGGUUAUUCAUAAUUUUAAAAAUCACAUUUUGGUCUCGUGACUAGCUAGAAACUUACUCAUUUUAGAAAAUGGCGCGGGUUUGAAAAACCAAAUCACUAUUUUUUUUGUUUAAGAUAUGACCCACUAAUCGUUUUUUGAAGGCAAAAUCAUAUAACUUUCAUUUUCAUACAAACGAUGUCACAUGACUUCUUAGUGCAAAUGGCCUAUUGGGUCUUCCUUUUUAGCUGACUAUAAUAAAUUUGUUGUAGUUAAUUUUUUAUCUCAGGUAAUCUUUAUUUUUCGUUGUUUCAACUUCAUUAGUAUACACUACCAUACCCCAAAACAAAAGGAAAACAAAAAUUACCUAAGAUAAAAAAUUAACUACAACAUAUACAAAGCCUGUAAUUCCGGGAGAACGACUCUGAAGACACUUACUAUUUUUAAAAAUAAAUGAGCAAGAGUCUUUCAUCAGCCGAGUUUAAGUUAACGUGUUUUGAAAUUUCACACGUUUCGCGUUUGGCCUUCAUCAGUUUAAAGCUAUUAUUUUACUUUCCGUUCUAUUUCAGGUACUUGUUGCAAUUUUCCCUGGUCAGUCUACCCCGCAAAAGAGAGAAGAUUCCGUUGCCAGUGAAAUGCAGUAUUUUGAUGCCGAAACAAAAUCAUGGAAACCGUUUCUGUCUAUGGCACGACUGGUUCAUGCAACUGAAUGCAUUUGUGCUGAAGUUGUAGGCAAUUACUUGUAUGUAGCUGUAACAGAGGAGCGUUCUGAUAUUAUGUAUCGAUAUCACACGGUUAGAAAUGUGUGGGAAAGACUUCCACAUUUUCAAAGCAACUACUUCCGUGUAGGCUGCAUGAGUUCAGUCAAUGAAUAUAUAUAUGUAUUUAGUAACUAUGGUCUGCUUCAGAGAUAUAGUUUGGCUCAGAAUGAUUGGCAAUAUGGUUCCAAUUUGCCUUUUUUAAACAAAACAGACAACGACCAAGGAAAAUUGGUACAUGUGACGGCAGUGAGAAUGAGAUCUAAAAUAUAUGUUCUUCAUGGAUGUUACAAAGAGGAAAAAACCAAUUAUCGCGAAACCAAACACCGCAGCAGUCGUAAGGCUGAUCCAAAACCGGCCGUUGUUCACUGUUUUGACCCUCUGAAAAAUGUAUGGAAGAAGAAGGCUUCAACUAUACAUCCCCACUUUAAUUCCAGUCUGUUUGUAGAUAAUAACAAGCUUUAUGUGGCUGGUGGAUGGGUUACUGUUCGUUAUGAAGAUUCUUUCGGGUUCGCGACGGCUUCACGAGGUCGCCCUGCACCUAUCGAAGUUUAUAAUGAAGAAACGGACUCGUGGUACGUCGUUGAGCAAAACCGCAUUCCUCCAAACACCCUUGGUGCAGUAGAACUGUUGGGAGGGAAGGUUUAUUUCAUCAUCAACAAAUUUCCAAUUGACAGUGGCAUUAGAAUACCACCAAAUGAAGUGUACAAAAUAUCUUUACGGGAGUGGGAAAAUUCACUGGAGAAAAUUGAUAGUAACGCAGCCUUGUGUUACCUAUCAAUAAAGAAAGAGAUGUUACGCACGGUGCAGGCUGAAGCGUAG
This is a messenger RNA of Porites evermanni, 11112 nucleotides long. NCBI's taxonomy places the organism in Eukaryota, Metazoa, Cnidaria, Anthozoa, Scleractinia, Poritidae. The record is from the annotation of a GenBank genome assembly.